Messenger RNA from Arctia plantaginis, 408 nucleotides. Lineage: Eukaryota; Metazoa; Arthropoda; Insecta; Lepidoptera; Erebidae. The record is from the annotation of a GenBank genome assembly.
AUGCGGUUUGUCCCCCAACCGGAGAUAUUCCGUGACGAGGCUGGCGGCUCAGAAACGCAAUGGCUACCCAGGACUUAUUGCGACGUCGCCUACGCUACGCACACACUACCGGAAUGUGUAACACCCGAGGAUGAAAGUAUGUUCUAUUACCACGACCACGCGACGACGUUCACUGAUAACGUGUUCGUUAGCAAGGCCUUGGCCAAUAUGGCCCCCGCACUACGUGUUGGGGCAUGGACGAAUGAAGCGGAACUUAUCACCGGGCUCGGUAUCGCGACAUACGUACACAGCGAGCGCGGUACCGCCUCUGGCGAGGAGGGUACGGCUAUGGCGCUUGAUGAUGUGGAGCGCGCGAUGCUGAAGCGCCGUUUAUACGAGGAGUGGAAGCGGGGGGGUCGGAAUAGGUGA